Messenger RNA from Halichondria panicea, 1274 nucleotides. Its product is annotated as guanidinobutyrase-like. The record is from RefSeq and is a predicted model, not a curated record. The transcript has 5 exons. Gene Ontology annotation, molecular function: metal ion binding; agmatinase activity. Bases 45 to 1118 code for a protein of 357 amino acids. Lineage: Eukaryota; Metazoa; Porifera; Demospongiae; Suberitida; Halichondriidae.
UGAAUGCGUAGUCCGCUAUUAAUUAAAUCGCGAUUAUUACUAGAAUGAUGUCUGUGAUGUUGAGCUCACUGAGAGCCUCUCUGGGGCCGGUGUGUAGGCAGAACAGAAGGUUGCUGCACAGUUCUACUGGUGUGUAUCAGUUCAACAAGCCAGUGAGUGGCUAUGUCAUGCCUCGCUCUGGUGGUAUCGCCACAACCUUCAGACUGCCACUGCAAGAGAACUCACCUCAAGGACUGGAUGCAUGUUUCGUGGGGAUACCCAUGGACACUGGAGCCUCCAACAGAUCCGGCACAAGACUUGGUCCACGACAUAUUCGAUAUGAGUCUGUUCUAAUUCGAGCCCUGAGCAUGUCUGGAGCGAUGCCGUUUGAUUCACUGCAAGUGGCUGAUAUUGGAGACGUCCCAAUAGUCCCCUACAACAUCCAAAGGUCAUGUGACAUCAUCACCGACUACUACAACAACGUAUUAAAGGCUAACUGCACUCCACUAACUAUGGGCGGGGAUCACACACUCACAUACCCCAUAUUGAGAGCAAUCAAAGAGAAGUACGGAGCAGUGGGUUUAGUUCAUAUCGAUGCUCAUCACGACCUUCAAGACGACAUGAUGGGAGAACCUAUUGCACACGGAACUCCAUUUAAAAGAGCUUUGGAUGAGGAAUUAAUUGACCCCACUAAAAUGUUCCAGAUUGGCCUCAGGGGAAGCAUGUACAGCUUUGAGGAGAUCCACGAUAGCUACACCGGGCCACAAAGUAUGGGCAUUCGUAUGGUUCUGGCAGAGGACUGCUGGCACAGGUCACUCAAACCCCUCAUGGUCAAGAUACGACAAGAACUAGGGGACACUCCCGCCUAUCUCAGCUUUGACAUUGAUGCAAUUGACCCAACAGAGUGCCCUGGAACAGGUACUCCGGAGGUGGCUGGUCUCACUCCUAUUCAGGGCAUGGAGAUAGUGAGGGGCUGCAGAGGACUCAAUCUGAUUGGUGCCGAUGUUGUUGAGGUGAACCCUCUGUACGACCCUAGUGGAGUCACUGCCAACAUGGCUGCCAAUCUCCUCUUUGAAAUACUGUGUGUCCUACCAGGAGUCAAGUACACGGACCCACCCACCAGCAACUUUGACUUCUAAAGCAACUAUCAUUGCUUAUAGCAAGCUCUUUAAACUACUUUAAUGUUACUAUUAUAGACGGGUAGUAAUUUCAGAUUUUUCUCUGUUUUUAGGGUACUAAUUUUGGCAGAUUUGUAGCAAAUUCAUUAGCAUAAUAUUAAAGAUGUAUAACUUUAA